Trypanosoma conorhini is the source of this 741-nucleotide messenger RNA. RefSeq lists its product as uncharacterized. Bases 1 to 741 code for a protein of 246 amino acids. The transcript has a single exon. The record is from RefSeq and is a predicted model, not a curated record. Lineage: Eukaryota; Euglenozoa; Kinetoplastea; Trypanosomatida; Trypanosomatidae.
AUGCUGCGACGGACGGCCUGCGCGCGGGCGGGCGCGGCGGCGGCGGCGGCGGCGGAGGGCUCGCACGGCUACUCGGCGCGGGCGCAGCGCAUUCGCCGGCAGGAGUUGUUUUUCCGCCAGCUGCGCCGCCUCAUCAUUCCGGGUUUUUUGGCAUACGGCAUGUUUGUGGCGCGGCCGCAGGAGGGGCACUUCCUCCGCUACCUGGCGGAGCGGCGCCACCACGACGUGGAAUUCAACCGCCUCUUUCCCCCGCUGCCGGCGGAGGCGCCAGGGAAGCGGGAAGGCGAUGUGGCGUGCCGGGGCGCCGCCGGGGGGCGGUGGGCGGGGUGGCUGCGGCGACGCACAUCCGACUGUGGCGGCGGCGGCGGCGCGACGGAUGACGAGGCGCGGCUGGCGCGCAGGCGACUGCUGUUUUCGCGGGAGCGGGCGUACUCCUCCCCCGACGGCGGCGAGGUGUUUCGCCCGAUAGACGCGGUGCAGCGGGCGGAAGAGUUGGCGUUGCGGCGUGAGCACCCGCCAAUGCACCUUCUGAGCGCGCAGCUGCAGGAGCUCAUGAAGGCGUCCAAGGCGUAUGCUGCCACCGGGGCAGCCCAAGGCUCGGAUGUUAUGCCUGUGCGGUUGGAGUUUCACGACUGGAUCUUUUUUGCAACGGCGGGUGUGGUGUUUGCGGACGGCACAGGCGCCUCCGUGCGUCGUCUGCGCUUUCUCGGCCUCUGUGGAAUGAUGUGGUGGGAGUUGUAG